GGCUGGUUGAUCGAAACCCACGAUUGGUGCAACAAGCGGCAACCGCUGGACCCCAACUAUCCCUGUCGACGAGUCGAACAACUAACUCAACGCCUCACCGAGAGAUGCCAGCUUUCGAUCGAAGUUCCCCAGUUCCGCAUCACAAGCGGUCACAUGCUAACAAACAGCACCACCCUUAAGUUACGAUUGGACAACAAGAGCGAGGAAUACAUCACCAGAGUCCCGCUUGUUUUCCAUUAUCACAAUUGCACAGGAGUCAUCUAGUCUCCCCCUGGCACGAAAUCACCAUGGCUGAUGACGACAAGGCCAAAGCGGAGAAGCUGGCUGCGGCUAAGAAGAGGGUCGAAGCACUAAAAAAGCAAAAAGCCAAAAAGGCCAGCGGCGACUCGUCAAAGAAGGCCGACAAACCUAAGGACGCCCCCGCACCAUCAGCAUCAGCGGCACCAGAGCAAGAAGAGGAUACCAUUAAAGAUGAUGCCGACAAGGACAAGCCCAGCGACGUGGUCGAGCAGACGGUGACGUCUCCGUCGCUCUCAGAAGCCGAGCAGUCGCGGGCGCGUUCGACCUCGUUCCGCAAGCAAUCCAUCUCGUCGGGCGUGGCGGGGGCCGCACCGCCCACGCCGGGGCUCACUAGCCCAGACCUGCGUGAGACAGCCCCGGAUAUCUACCGCAAGAACAUGGCACGCAUCGAGGAGCUGGAAAAGGAGAACAAACGGCUGGCUAGGGAGUCAACGGAGGCGGAGAAACGGUGGCAGAAGGCCGAGGAGGAGCUGGCCGACUUGCGCGAGGCCGAAGGCGACUCGGGCAAGAAGGCUGGUGGUUCUGACGAGGUUGAGAAGCUUAAAUCUGAGGUCGCCUCGCUACAAAGGCAAAAUGCCCAACUCCAAGCCCGCCGCCACGGGUCCCAGUCAUCCGUCUCACACACCGCCGAGCCGCAGGAACUGGCCGAACAGCUCGCUGCACGCACGGCGACGAUCGAGACAAUGGAGCUGGAGAUGUCGCGGCUACGGGCUCAGGUCGAGCGCCUGGCGUCCAACACCACUCAGUCGGAGCAGGUGAUGGCCCUAGAGGAACGCGCGGCGCGGGCCGAAAAGGCGGCAGGCCAGGCGCAGCGCGAGCUGGCCGACAUGAAGAAGAACUUGGAGCGGGCGUCGGAGAAGGCUGUGCGGGAGGGCAGCGAGCGGGCGAGCGCCGACACUAAGGUGCGCGCGCUAGAGAAGGAGGCGGCCGAGGCCAAGGAGAAGAGCGGCAAGGAGGCCGCCAGGGCGGACGCGCUGGAGAAGAAAGUGGCGACACUCACGACGCUGCACCGGGAGCAGGACGCGCGGAGCCAGGCGCUCCGGAAGGACAAAGAGAAGGCUGAGAAGGAGGUCCAGGCGCUUGAGGUCAAGAUGGAGGCGCUCGAGGCGGAAAACCUGAAGCUUCGCAAGAGGGACGCGCAGGAAAGCGGCGGCACAGACAAUGACGGCGUGGACGAGCUCGAGGACGAAGGCAGGGCCAAGCUGGAGGCGCGCGUCCGCGAGCUCGAGGCCGAGAACCACGAGCUCAGGAGUGGCAUCUGGCAGGAGAAGCGCAAGGAGAUGCAGGUCGGGCCCGACGGCCAGUUCUCCGAGGUCGAGCUCACGACGCCUCACCUCGGAGCCGGCUCGCCGUCGCAGCAGCGCAAGGCGUCCGGGUUCGGGGACUUCUUCUCGAGCAUCACGGGUUCAGGGGGUCACCACCACCACCAGCAUCACCAGCAUCAUCACAACGACGAGCCUCUCCUCGAGGAUGACGAUGACUUUGAGUUUGACGAGGCGGCCUUUCGCCGCGCCCAGGAGGAGGACGCCAAAAAGCGCAUCGAGCGCAUCAAGGAGAUCAAGAGGGGACUCAAGAACUGGGAGGGCUGGCGGCUCGACCUGGUCGAGAGCCGGAGCGUGGGCGGUGAAGGCGUCGGUGAAAUAUUUGAGGUAUAGAAGAGGGGCUGUUAGACUUUUAGUGGAAUAUUAUGGGUGUUGCUUAAAUCCGCCAUAUGCAUGUGUAUUGCUAUGUAAAAAUAUUACACAUAUUUUACUAAAGAAUAGACUGGUUGAUACUGGG
Pyricularia oryzae 70-15 is the source of this 2079-nucleotide messenger RNA. RefSeq lists its product as uncharacterized. The transcript is spliced from 3 exons. NCBI's taxonomy places the organism in Eukaryota, Fungi, Ascomycota, Sordariomycetes, Magnaporthales, Pyriculariaceae. Bases 288 to 1955 code for a protein of 555 amino acids. The record is from RefSeq and is a predicted model, not a curated record.